GUGAACGGGGCUUCACUUGAAAAAUGAAUCAUCACGACAUUUUAUUUUUGACGUUUCUACCCGUUCCUCGGUCCCUCCUACUUGCCGAAAAGAGGUUAAUUCCCUAUCAUAAAAACUGGAAACAGUUACUUUUGCAAUUAUUUAUUAUAUGUGAUCAAUGGAAGCAGUAGCAAUUUCAGUUUACCAUAAUUGAGGUUCAUCUUUUCAGAUAUAACUGCAAUAUUGUUUUGUUAGUAGAAUUUUUAUUAAUGACAGAGAUAAGCGAUACCUAACAAGCAAACGGUUGCUGUGUUGAUCAGCGAAGCCUUCCAAUUUCUAACUUGUCGGUCGUAAACUGGAGUUAUAUAAAUAAUGAAUUUUAAAUGAAUGAUAAAUCUUCUAGUAUUCUCAAAAUCAUGUCUAGAAACAAUUUAGAUGGGUCACGAAGCUUCUCAUCUAACAGCUGCAACAGUACUGCUUCAGAAUUCGAAAUUGUAGAAAAAAUUGAAAAUGGAAUAGAGGAAUUAUCAGUUUCUAGAAGCUCGAAAACAUCAUUAUCUGCUUCAAAAACUCAGAAAGCUAAAAGAAUUAGAUUUUAUCAUAACGGAAACAAAUUCUUUCCUGGUGUUGUAGUACCAGUGAAUAGUGAUCGUUACAGGUCUUUUGAUAGUUUGACGACUGAAUUGACUAAUUUACUCACUAAAAAUGUUACAUUACCUAGUGGGGUGCGACAUAUUUACUCCAUGGAUGGUAAAAAGAUAACUAGCAUAGAUGAAUUCGAAGAUGGGAAAGAGUAUAUAUGUGCUGGUAAAGGAGAAAUUUUUAAAAAGGCUGAAUACUCCAAAACGGAUACAUUACGUUCUAAUAAAAGGAAAACUGGUAACAAACAACCGAGUAAUACUUCUUUACCAAAAGUUGUUCCUCCAAAUUGUAUACGUCCUCGAAUAGUUACACUUAUUCGAAAUGGAAUCAAACCUAGAAAGGUCUUACGUUUAUUGUUGAAUAAACGGAAUUCAUCAAGUAUGGAUCAAGUACUUGGUGCAUUAACGGAAGUUGCUAACUUGGAUUCAGGAGCAGUACGAAAAGUAUUCACCCUAGCAGGUCAGACUGUUACAGAUCUAUCACAGUUUUUCUCUGAAGAAGAUGUAUUUUUUGUUUGUGGGAAUGAGCGAUGUAGUCAAGAACAUUUUGAACUCGAUUUUGAAGAGAGUAAAGCAAUACAACAGUACAAGAAAACGCCUGGUCUCAAAAAUGGAAAUGGUCCCAAACCAAAAAUGCCAAAAAAGUCAUUGAAUCGUACUUAUGUUUCUGAAGAAAGUAUUUUAGAAAAAUUGAAUGAAAAUAUAAACUCUUGCCUACCUGCCCAAUUGAAGAAGAAGUAUACUGUUGGCAGAUCUAUCGGAGAUGGUAAUUUUGCUGUAGUACGAUUAUGCAAAGAUAACAGUGACAAUAAGGAAUAUGCUUUGAAAAUUAUAGACAAGUCCAAAUGCAAAGGAAAGGAGGAUAUGAUCGAAAAUGAAGUCAAAAUCCUAAGAAAGAUAAGUCAUCCAAAUAUUAUGUCAUUAAUAAGUGAUCAAGAUACUAAGAACUUGUUGUUCUUAGUUUGCGAAUAUGUCCAAGGAGGAGAUCUUUUUGAUGCUAUUGCUCUAGCUCAAAAGUUUUCAGAAGAGCAAGCUGCCCUCUUGAUUAACCAUCUAGUUUUGGCCUUAGCAUAUUUGCAUAACUUGAAUAUUGUUCAUCGGGAUGUCAAACCAGAAAAUUUAUUGGUCGAGUUUGAAAAUAACAGAAUAAGAACAUUAAAAUUAGCUGAUUUUGGCCUAGCGUGUGAAGUAACAAAACCACUUUAUACAGUUUGUGGAACACCAACCUAUGUAGCUCCUGAAAUUUUAGCAGAAUCAGGUUAUGGAUUGAAGAUCGAUGUUUGGGCAGCAGGCGUUAUUUUGUAUAUUUUGCUGUGCGGCUAUCCACCAUUUGUUAGUCAAGACAAUGAUCAAGAAAAACUAUUUGAUUGCAUACUCUCAGGUCAGUAUGAUUUUCCCGAUGAGUACUGGGGAGAAGUCUCAGGAUUGGCCAAGGAGCUCAUUCAAAAUAUGCUACAACUAGCUCCUGAAAUAAGAUUUUCAGCAGAAGACGUGCUUGAUCAUCCAUGGCUUCAACUUGCACAGGAUCCCUUUAUGCCGAAUAAUAUUUUCGAAUCUGUGUUAUUUUUUAAAAAAAUACCGAGGUGAAGAACUGGAAAGUGGUUUGUAACAUUGGAUAGUUGUACUCAAUUCACGUCACAUAAAGCAAUAUUGUCAAAUACUUUGUUAUUUAAUACGAAAUAUAUUCCAUCCUAUAUAUUUUUUCAAUUAGCUCAAAGUUAAAUGUUUAAUGAAUUCCUCAAAUAAUACAGAAAGAACAACUUUUACGUACAAGAGAAGUUAAGUCUUGAAUUGAGCCAGUUGGCUGAUUAGGAAGUGAUUCAUUUUUUGUUUGUGGCUGAAAGUCUUUUUGGUUAUUUCAUUUUUUUCAUACUGAUUAUCAACAAUAUUUGAAACUCCAGAAUCUUAUGUUCAAAAGUUCUUCAAGAGUUUGAUACCUUCAUACAAAGAAAUAUCAAUUCGAAUUAGGUGGAAAAAUUGAAUAAAUCUUUAUAACGAUAUAAAUCAAAAAAGGGUUGUAGAUUUUCAAUUUUGUAGGAAUUCAGUUUACCCUCAGGAAAUUUUUUUGUAAUAUUAAUAAAAAUCUCGUUUCCAAUAAAGACUGAUAUAGUUUAUGAAAAAUGUAUUCACUAAUAACAUCCUAACAUUAAGUCUCAAAGAAACUGAAUUUGCUACAUUGAUUUGGUACCAUUUUAAAACAUUUUCGUUUUCAUUAGCUUUUCAUGAAGUGAAUAGUAAGAAUGAUAACAUUGCAUAUCAUAUUUAGAACCAAAGUUUUUUUUAGGUUAAUUCCAAAAAUAUUUACAAUUUCAACCAAUCAUUCAAAGUUGUUUGGAGUUAUAUUUUUUUUAUUAUAUAAUACAAAAGUGAAUUUUUUUUUAAUUGCCUCGGUGGCAAGUUAUUGCAAUGUUGAAUGAACGUUUGUGAUGAAUUUUUAUCGAAUAUUGAUAAUUUCGUAUUUGUAUUUAUUAUGUAAUGAUAUUAGUUUAAUGAUUAUUUAUUUAUGCUUAAGGACAUCACUGUUCAUUUUACGUGUUUUAUUUUUAUAUUUUAUAUGUACUAUAUUCAAUUUUCAAUAUUGAAUUGUAAAUAAAUGCUUCUAGUUUUA
Molecule: messenger RNA, 3228 nt
Organism: Coccinella septempunctata (seven-spotted ladybird)
Lineage: Eukaryota; Metazoa; Arthropoda; Insecta; Coleoptera; Coccinellidae
Product: serine/threonine-protein kinase GL21140
Exons: 10
Coding region: 363-2207 (614 amino acids)
Biological process (GO): intracellular signal transduction; protein phosphorylation
Molecular function (GO): ATP binding; protein kinase activity
Source: RefSeq, a predicted model, not a curated record